UUGAAAGUGAAAGCAACUGAAGAGGUUUCAGACGUUUCAUGAUUGCGUUUUACUAUAUAUGUGUCACGGUGGUGAAGGGAAUGCAUAAAGCACAAUUCUACUGAUAGAAAAUAUAAUUUGACACAAAAAGGUUGUGAAGACAGAGGAAUGAUGGAAGAUCACGACUCUUGUCCAGUUUGCUUUGAGAAUUUCAUUAUGCCAAAACUGUUGCCCUGCAAGCAUACCUUUUGUCUUCGUUGUUUGAAGGACUACUGCGAUCAACAAAAGACUAUUUCAAAUGAAAAGUUAACUACCACAGAUAAAGAUUCGAACAAUGCAAUAGAUAAAGAUAAAAUCAUUUGUCCUCUUUGUCGAAACGUGUGCACUAUACCAAACAAAGGAUUUCAAGAUUUAUUUACAAAUUACUUUAUAAAAAUUUCAAAACCGUCUAAGAUUUGUGAAAUUUGUGUACAAGAAAAUAUUUCAACAUAUUGUACAACUUGCUUUAAGUAUAAGUGUAAGGUUUGUUUUCGUCAAUAUGAUCAUAGAAAAAAGACAAGUGGUAAAUCCGAGGUAACAGAGGAUGACCGACCUGAUCCUCGUCUUCCCUUUCAUCUAAUGUUCAUUGAUGGAAUCAGAACUGAAUAUAUUUGUGAACUGACGAAAACCUUUCAGUUAGAUGUUCCACCCAACGAUGAAGGAAAGCGUAUGGUAUAUUCUGUCAUUGCCUCAAGGAAAGGAGGGGCAUAUGUUCUCCCUCAGACAGUUCCCUUUGUUUUGAAGUUUGGAGCAAAUACGGAUUUACUAGCAAAAAUAAGGACACCUGAAACUUGCACAUGUAUAAUCGAACUUCAGAAUGGAGACCUGCUUGGAAUUUUCAUUGGUAGUCGUCUAAUACUGCGCUAUACUUGUGGUGGUUGGUCGCAUUUUGCUACAGCAUUGGAUUAUUUUCCCUUUGGACUCGCCGAGUUGUCUGAUAGUAAAAUUGUUGUAUGUGGUCCGAAUGCUAUACCUUCAGUUGGUAUCAAAGAAGACAAACUAUAUGGCAUUGUUAGAAUGUAUUCGGCGGAUGGUGAUGCACUUGGGGAAAUUGAGAAAAAAAACAAAGAAAACAGUUUUCUUUCACCUUCUUUGGCUGUGUCUAAUAGACGAAGCAAAACAUUCGCAAUUAGCGACCAGAAAAGAUUAUGUGUAACUAUAUACCACGAAAACGGAGACGAAUUAACAACUUAUAAUGGGGGGACAUCAAUGUUUAACUUACCGCUGAACCUUUUUGGAUUUCAAUCACAGGGAAUUUUUCAGCCAAUCGAAAUGUGUUGUAGUCAAGCCGGGAACUUCUUCAUAUCUUGUACAGACGGUACAUUGCACGUGUUGAAUCCAUAUGGUAAAAUCAAGGGUGUCGCCUUAGCCAACUGUGCCGACGGAUUUGGGACACUGACGGAUGUCGCCGUUGACAUAGAUGGAAACAUUUGGUGUAGUAAUUCUGAAUUAGGAACAAUUAAAUUAUUUCGAUUAGUGAGAUAUAAAAACCAUUUAAAAACAGGCUCUAUAUUGCCAUGAUUAUUGGGUCUUCUUUAUGGAAUUACACUUUGAUGUGUAUUUUAUGUACACAAAGCACUUUUGAGGAAAUAAGUUUGUACUUUUCACGAGACAUCCAACAUAUUGUAUUAUUAAGCGAUUUUUAACUUAGUCUUCAAGUUUUAACCAUUUCAAAAUGUGUCUUUUAUUUAUACCAACAAUAUUCAGAUGCAAUACAAAAAAAUGUGUUUCUUUUCUUUUUGUAGGCAUAUAAAAACGCCAAAUUCAUAAACUUGUUAGUGAACGAGAAACUAUCGUUUGGCAUGUACUUACAUUUACAAACAAUAUAUUUAUGAAUAUGUGCCUGGCUUUUGACCUUAAUGCAUUCCAAAUAAAUACAUGCCACUAGUUCAUACCAAUUUUUAUAUGGAUUGCUUCUUUUAGUUAUU
Molecule: messenger RNA, 1946 nt
Organism: Mytilus trossulus (common blue mussel)
Lineage: Eukaryota; Metazoa; Mollusca; Bivalvia; Mytilida; Mytilidae
Exons: 2
Coding region: 148-1539 (463 amino acids)
Molecular function (GO): zinc ion binding
Source: RefSeq, a predicted model, not a curated record